Elgaria multicarinata webbii is the source of this 3607-nucleotide messenger RNA. It is a transcript of the gene APPBP2, whose product is annotated as amyloid beta precursor protein binding protein 2. Gene Ontology annotation, molecular function: ubiquitin-like ligase-substrate adaptor activity; protein binding. The coding region runs from base 13 to 1773 and encodes 586 amino acids. NCBI's taxonomy places the organism in Eukaryota, Metazoa, Chordata, Lepidosauria, Squamata, Anguidae. Gene Ontology annotation, cellular component: Cul2-RING ubiquitin ligase complex. The transcript has 14 exons. Gene Ontology annotation, biological process: proteasome-mediated ubiquitin-dependent protein catabolic process; intracellular protein transport. The record is from RefSeq and is a predicted model, not a curated record.
GGCACACGCAAGAUGGCGGCCGUGGAGCUGGAGUGGGUGCCCGAGACGCUCUACAACACCGCCAUCUCGGCCGUGGUCGACAGCUACGGCCGGGCGCGCCGCAGGGACAUCCGCUCUUUGCCCGAGAACAUCCAGUUCGACGUCUAUUACAAGCUUUACCAACAAGGCCGGCUAUGCCAGCUGGGUAGUGAAUUUUGUGAACUAGAAGUUUUUGCCAAGGUGCUUCGAGCCUUAGAUAAAAGACAUCUCCUUCAUCACUGCUUUCAGGCGCUGAUGGACCACGGAGUCAAAGUAGCUUCGGUCUUGGCCUAUUCGUUCAGCAGGAGGUGCUCCUACAUAGCGGAAUCAGACGCGACCGUAAAAGAAAAAGCUAUCCAGAUUGGAUUUGUCUUAGGAGGCUUCCUCUCGGACGCCGGUUGGUACAGCGACGCCGAGAAGGUCUUCCUUUCCUGCCUCCAGUUAUGUACCCUUCACGAUGAGAUGCUUCACUGGUUUCGUGCGGUUGAGUGUUGCGUGAGGUUGCUGCACGUCCGGAACGGCAACUGUAAAUACCACCUGGGCGAAGAAACGUUCAAACUCGCGCAGUCCUACAUGGACAAGCUCGCAAAGCACGGGCAGGAAGCCAACAAGGCAGCCCUCUACGGGGAGCUGUGCGCCCUGCUCUUUGCGAAAAGCCACUACGAUGAGGCUUACAAAUGGUGCAUAGAAGCCAUGAAGGAGAUCUCGGUCGGAUUGCCAGUCAAAGUGGUAGUGGAUGUUUUGCGACAAGCUUCUAAGGCUUGUGUCGUAAAACGUGAAUUUAAGAAAGCCGAACAACUGAUAAAACACGCAGUGUACCUGGCACGGGAGCAUUUUGGAGCCAAACACCCUAAAUAUUCAGACACGCUACUAGACUAUGGGUUUUAUUUGCUCAACGUAGACAACAUAUGCCAGUCGGUUGCAAUUUAUCAGACAGCGCUCGACAUCAGACAGUCUGUGUUUGGCGGCAAAAACAUCCACGUAGCCACCGCUCACGAAGACCUGGCGUACUCUUCUUACGUUCACCAGUACAGUUCGGGGAAAUUUGACAAUGCGCUAUUCCACGCAGAACGUGCAAUUGGCAUCAUAACCCACAUCCUUCCAGAAGACCACCUUCUCCUCGCCUCCUCCAAAAGAGUUAAAGCGCUUAUCUUGGAGGAAAUCGCAAUCGACUGUCACAACAAGGAAACGGAGCAGAGGUUGCUCCAAGAAGCCCACGACCUGCACCUGUCCUCGCUCCAGCUAGCCAAAAAAGCCUUUGGGGAGUUCAACGUGCAGACGGCGAAACACUACGGUAACCUCGGCAGACUUUACCAGUCGAUGAGGAAGUUUAAGGAAGCGGAAGAAAUGCACAUCAAAGCGAUCCAGAUCAAGGAACAGCUCUUGGGCCAAGAAGAUUACGAAGUCGCGCUUUCCGUGGGACACCUGGCCUCACUUUACAACUACGACAUGAAUCAAUACGAAAACGCCGAAAAGCUUUAUUUGCGAUCCAUAGCAAUUGGGAAGAAGCUUUUCGGAGAAGGUUACAGUGGACUAGAAUAUGACUACAGGGGCCUCAUUAAACUGUACAACUCCAUUGGCAAUUAUGAGAAAGUAUUUGAAUACCACAACAUUUUGGCCAACUGGAACCGGUUGCGGGAUCGGCAGUUCUCGGUUACGGAUGCCCUGGAGGACGUCAGCACCAGCCUUCAGUCCACCGAAGAAGUUGUCCAGUCUUUCCUGAUUUCUCAGACCGUCGAGGAACAAAUUUGCUAAGGAACUUGGUCAAUUUUACCAACCGCUACAUUUUUUUUUUCAUUUCUUCUUCGUUUUCCCCAAAAUUCACAUGGGAAAAGUCAUACUGUGAAAUUUGAAACCAUGUAGUUUAUUAUAAUUUUUUUUUUCUUCGUGAGGGAGCUGUAAAAAUUGCAUUGAAACACUGGUCCAGUCCAUAAAAAAAAUCCCGUUUUGGGGGUGAUCUCAACUUCAGAUGGAGUGACCGUACAGACGAAUGUGUGCUAAAAUCCUUACCAGCAUGAGUACGGCAUGUUUCAUUUUGGCUCAUGUUUUCAUCUUCGGAGAGAUAUAUACAUAGAUCUAUCUAUCUAUCUAUAUAUUUUUAAAAAAUCCCAUAACUCCCAACGAUUUUCUCUAUUUUUUUAUUUUUGUCCAAAAGGAGCCACUUUCCAGGAAACCCCUGCAAGAAUAGCGAGAAAUAAAACCAUUUAACAGUUUAAGAGUUGCAUUUUUAAUUCUGAAAGGAGGGUAUCGUCUCGCAAUACUGACAAGUCCAAAGUCAUACGGUAUCAUAUAGUCGCCCUCUUUAUGCGUUUGGGUUUUUUUUAAAAAAAGAAUUGUCUCGUUUGGUAUGAAUUGACGAAACGUCAAUCACGGAUAUUCACACACACACAGGAAAGGGGAUGGUCUGGAUUUAUGUCUCGGGCUGCCUUACGGAGAAACGCGACGGCAAAUUUACUCUCGAGAAGCAACACUUGGUUCUGAACUGCACGCCGCCGUCUGACCACCGUUUUUGCUUUCGACGAGCAACUGAGCUUGGACCAGUGUUCACCUGAAAGUGAUAAUCUCCCAUAGAAUAUUUAGUCUUAGCUUUCUUUUCUUUCUGUUUUUGGUACAGGGCGAGAGUUUUCUAUGACAGGACCUGAAAGAAGAAAGCAGACCAGCUGGACCAACGGCUUUUUAAAACCAUUUCUGCCCCCUGCAUUCACUUUUACCCAGUAGGAUUAUUUCAUCAAGCGUGUAUUUUCAGUGAUAACAAGAGACUUUAUAUACGUGUAAUAGAUAACAAAACUAGGAGUUUCGUUCUUUGGCAGUUGCAAUAGCAUGUCUUUUAAAAUACUAAGGCUACACAGGUAAAAUAGAUGUUCUUGCCAUAAGGGAAAAAAAACACUUUAAAACGCUUCCUCCUCUCCCUCUCUUUCGGAAUCGGCUCACUCGAAAGGCUGUAACUUGCUUGUGCUACCUAGAUUUUUAUUUUAUUUUUUGUCCGCUCAAGAAUCUGGUUGUAUUUUAUUUUAAUUUCUGGAGAUGACAAUUUAUUGUACAGCUUGCAGGGUUCAGUGGAUAAUGCCAAAAAAGCACAACAGGAAGCUGUGUUGCCAUGGAAAUUAUUAAGAAAAAAAAAAGACAGAGAGAAACUUUAGAGGUGAAUGAACGCUUACGUUUUAUUGAAUAUUACCAAGUUCAGUACUAUUAUUUUUUUAAUGCUUCAUGAAACUUAACAGGGGAUAAAAAAAAUAUGUAUAUAUUUAAAAAUAAAUAAAAAUAAACCUGUACAUUGGCAGCGUUGCCGGAAACGAAAACAGCUGAAAGUGGAGUGAGCAAGCCUCUCAAAUGGUCUCUAAAGCUGUGUCCCCAUCUCUUUGUGCCACACUUAUUUAUAUGAAGGCAUCUUUAUCAUUCUCUUUUGUGUCAACAUUAUUUUUAUUUUUAUUUUUUUUGGUAUCCGGCACCGCACCGGACUUCAGUGCUCAAUUUUAUUCUUUGUAACCAUCAAACCAUACUGAAUAUGUUUGUAACCAACAUUGUGAUAAUUCUGUAAUUGUAUUGCUAAAAUGAAUUAUUGACUUAAUAAAUAUAGUGUUCCUGCGUU